AUGACACCAGUAGGCGCGGGGUACAUUCGGGCAGCGGCCCAGGUUAGGAGCACGGGAGCCCGGCGGGCCCCGCUGCCGCGACUAGCAGGGACGAGAGGCUGGCCUGGACGCCCUCCUGUCACGGCGGGGGCUGGGCAGCGCCUCGCCGGCCUGGGCCCGGCACUGCUACCCUCCCGCCCGCCCGGCCGCCUGGCAGGCCGCGCCGCGGCCCCGGUGCCUCCGCAGGGCCUGGCACCGCCGCGGGCUCGGGGAGCCCGGCAAACAAAGGGAGCGGAGGCCGGGGCCGCGGCCCGAGAAGAGGGCGGCGGGCAAGAGGCGAACCGCACCGGCCCAAUCCACUGGCUCCCCCUCCAUCGCACCAGCCCUCCGCGCCCAGCGGUGAGGGGAGGGGGAGCCGGGCGGCGGUGCGCCCGUUGCCCCGGGGACGCUCACCCAGCCGAGGCCGCGGUGUCCCGCUCCCGGCGCGGGCCUCUUCCCGGGCACCUCAGCGGGGCGCACGGGGGCGGCGAGCCCGCGAUGGCCGCCGCCUGCCGCAGGCACGGCUACGGCUGCGGCUGCGGCGCCCGCGCACAGCCCGGCGGCGGCAGCAGGGCCGCGGGCAUCCCCGCUCCGUCCUCCGCCUGCCCUGCCGCCCCCGCCGCCCGGCGGACUCCCCCAGCCCUCUGCGGCCCGUCUGCCCCGCAGAAACCGGGCCCCUUCCCUUACUCGGGUCUGGGCGCCUCGCCCCGGGCUCGUUCCCGCUUGGCGGCCGCGGGAAACCCGCGGGGGGCGGCCGGGAGCCGCGCUGGAAGGGAAGCAGGGAGGCGGUCUGGCUUUGUUAGCCCCGGCCCUUUCCUCUCUCCCCCACGCGCUCCGGUGUGUGACCGCUCCGCUGGGCUGCAGGAGCUAAUCCACGAAGUCCACAGGGAGCUACCUCCCCUGUUCCUUCAGGGGGGCAGCCCCUCGCUGGUAGCGCCCGGCCAGAGGUCCCUCAGCCGCCCCCGCUGCCCCGCCGCGAGGCGCCGGCCAUGCCCUCCCCCCAGGCCCGCUUGCGCUGGGGAGGGAAUGGGAGAAGGAGGGAGGUGA
This is a messenger RNA of Motacilla alba alba, 1065 nucleotides long. RefSeq names its product translation initiation factor IF-2-like. The record is from RefSeq and is a predicted model, not a curated record. Bases 1 to 1065 code for a protein of 354 amino acids. Lineage: Eukaryota; Metazoa; Chordata; Aves; Passeriformes; Motacillidae. The transcript is spliced from 2 exons.